CCUCGCCGGCGGAGGAAGGAGGCGGCGGCGGCCGCCGGCCCUCCCCGACCGCGCAUGCGGCUGUGCCGGGCCGUGGCGGCUGUGCCGGGCCAGGGCAGCGCCGCCGCGCUCGGGGGUUGAAGUGCGUGUGUCCCUUCUACCGGCCCCAGCCCCUCCUUCCCGGCGGGCCCUGUCAGCGCCCUCGCAGAUGGGCUUAGGCUGGAGCAGCGCGGAGGAGCGGCAGCCCCUCCUGCCGCCGCCGCCGCCGCCACAGCAGCAGCAACGGCGGCGGCCGCAGGCGCGGGGGCCCGCGGGGGGCCCGGCGGUGCCGGCGGCGGUGCCGGUGCCCGUGCGGCGGCUGGCGCCCUUGGCGGGCCGCGUCUACGGGCGGCGGUGGCUGGUGCUGCUGCUCUUCUCGCUGCUGGGCUUCGCGCAGGGCCUGGUGUGGAACAGCUGGGGCCCCAUCCAGAACUCGGCCCGCCUGGCCUUUGGUUUCAGCAGCUGGGACAUCGCCCUCCUCGUUUUCUGGGGCCCCAUCGGCUUCGCGCCUUGCUUCUUCUUCAUGUGGCUCAUGGACAAGAAGGGUCUGAGGGUAACCGUGUUACUAACGUCAUCCCUCAUGGUAUUGGGAGCUGGCCUGAGAUGUGUUCCAGUUUCAGACCUAGAAAUUAGGAAGAAGCUGAUUCAUGGAGGGCAGCUGUUAAAUGGCUUGGCAGGGCCAACUGUGAUGAACGCGGCACCAUUUCUUUCCACAACAUGGUUUUCUCCGGAUGAACGUGCCACAGCAACAGCCAUUGCGUCGCUGCUCAGUUACCUGGGCGCUGCUGGCGCUUUUCUAGUGGGACCUCUUGUAGUGCCAUCUCCUAAUGGAACAUCUCACCUCCUGCUGGUAUCGCAGGGCAACACUGAGCACAUCAAGGACCGCAUCGAGGCUGUCCUGUAUGCAGAAUUUGGAAUGGUUUCCCUGAUAUUUUCCGCAGCAUUGGCCUACUUCCCCUCGCGCCCUCCAUUCCCUCCUAGCGUGGCUGCGGCAAGUCAACGGCUCAGCUACAGGAGGAGUUUUUGCAGGCUCUUAAGCAAUUUCCGAUUCUUGAUGAUUGCUUUAGCCUAUGCUAUACCACUGGGUGUUUUCUCUGGCUGGUCUGGUGUUCUGGAUUUGAUAUUAACGCCAGUUCACGUAAGCCAAGUAGAUGCAGGCUGGAUUGGAUUUUGGUCUAUCGUUGGAGGUUGUGUUGUUGGCAUAGCAAUGGCAAGAUUUGCAGAUUUUAUCAGGGGCAUGCUGAAGUUUAUCCUGCUGCUGCUUUUAUCUGGAGCAACGUUAGCAUCAACCUGGUUUACUCUUACCUGUCUAACUAGUGUGACUCAUCUGCCUUUAACCACAGCUACACUGUACACAUCCUGCAUUUUGUUGGGUAUAUUCCUCAACAGCAGCGUACCAAUAUUCUUUGAGCUCUUUGUGGAGACAGUCUACCCUGUUCCAGAAGGGAUUACCUGCGGAGUUGUCACCUUUUUGAGUAAUGUGUUUAUGGGAGUGCUUUUGUUCUUCCUCACAUUUUACCAUACAGAGUUUUCCUGGUUCAACUGGUGCCUGCCAGGAUCGUGUCUGCUCAGCCUGCUCCUCAUCCUGUGCUUCCGCGAGUCCUACGACAGACUCUAUCUCGAUGUUGUCGUCUCUGUGUGAUAACGCUGGACUGGUGAGGGGUUGGAAGAGACUGGAAGUCCACUUUGCAGCCUGCACGUCUGCCUGGAUUUGCACGGCUGAACUGCAGAAAAACAAAGAAAUUACAAAACUUAAUCGUGGCUUUAGUAGAGAGGGUGAGGGACAGGCUGUUCUUACAUUCAAGACCACAUUUAUUUGGGAUAAACGUGGAACUUGACUGAUGGUGACGAUGCUGAAAUGCACAAAGAUAAUAUAUCUGAUGUACAGGUCCCGGUGUCAGAGCUGGGGCUCUCUAUUUAAAAGGCUGUUGAUGUAGCAGUGAGGUGUACAGUUGCGUGUGCGUGCGUGUGCGUGCGUGUGUGCCGACUCAAGGUUGUACACACCAGGGUACCAGUAAUCUCUGGAGUCUUCUAUCAGAAUAGAAAUAGUGAAUAAUCUUAACUAAAGUUAAAAAAAGAUAAAAGAAAAAAAAAUCUUUUUUUUUAAGAUCUCUCAAAUCGUUAGUAAUUUAUAUAAUGAAUGUCCAUUAAACAGUUAAGCUAAAACGAUUUGGUGCUUGUACACUACAUUUACAUUCUAAUAAAGUGAUUUCUGAUAUAAGACACUGGUACCAGGGUUUUUAGCCAUACUAAAUAUCCCGUACAAUCCCUGCAGUGUUGUUAGAGGUGUUUGUUGUCACCCUGGAGCACAUGUAAAUGAUAGCUUUAGCUGCCACUGAAACCCGACUUGCACCUGCAGUCGCCGCUGAAAUGCCACCAUGGUUCUGUAUCUCCUGAACACGGAGCACCUGUGGUGUCUCAGAAGUUUGCUGAAGAGUCACUCUUGGUAAGUGUUGCUGUUCUAAAGGCCACCACUGUGUCACCUUUUCAUCUCCCGUCUCCAGAACUGCCUUUUUUACUGUGAAGACCUAUUCGUGCCACCGAAUACUGUGGGAGUGGAUGUCCGAGUCACACUAGUUCUCUUCUGAUGCUCCAAGGUGUGCGUGGUUUUUAGGAUUAGUUUAUGAUUGAGGGUGCAUAAACAAUAUUGUGUGUUAACCCAAGUCUUUAAAAUCACUGUUUCCUAAAAAAAUAUCUUUCUAGUUGAUGAGGUGUCCUGAUGGCGAAACGACAAUGAGUUUGACAAUGAGAAAUAACUCAUGAGUUUUGGCAUAAUAUGGGAAAUAUAAUGCCAGCUCUUUUUAUCAGUACUUAACUGUGGUCUUUCUGGCCCUUACUUGAACAUAAAUAUUAAAGACACUUUGAAUAGUUUUUUAACUCAAUUUCAAACCUGCUAAUAAUUUCUUAAUUAUAUUCUUAGAUUUCAGUUCAGCAACAUCUACAGUAUUUCCGUGUGUGUUCUGCACUUUGUGUUCGGGGUGUGUGUUUGUGUCUGUGUGCGUGCAUAUUUAUGUGUACACUAAUAAAACUUAUAUAUAUAUCAUUUAUAUAUAAGUUAUGUAAGGGUAUGUGUUUACAUAGGUUUAUUUUCAGCGAUCUAAUCAUGUCUCUGGAUGGUUAUGUGGUAUGCCACUGUUGGUAACUAAACCAGUCACUGCCACGAAUGGAAGCGCGUACGUACGCCGUCUGCGACGUGAAUCUUUUUCAGGGCGUGAAUGAUUUCCUACCGCAGCAAUUUCAUCGCAGGGGGUGUGUGCGCAUGUUGGAGGAGGCUGGUGUGCAGGGUUCUGCAUCCGUAGCAGUCUGAACCAAACGCCCUUUCCUCCUGUGCGGGGCUCUGCUGCCAACGGGGUGACACCCACACUGUAAACUCACUCGAAUAAACCCUGAACUGAGCACUGCCUUUCAGACACGGAUCCAUUCAUUCUCUCUGCUCUCCUGUUACAGAGAGAAUAUGCCACUAAUACCUUCAGCUCAGGAGUGUAUCUGAGCAGUAAAAUAAAACAAGCAGUUCCCUGCUUUUCUCUUUUCAGAGCAAUGGAGGUAUUUACUGUAGCAACAGAAUAUUGUCUUAGCUCAUUGCCUAUACUAGCUACUAAAUGAUCUUCUCUGUCUUGAAGCAGGCUCUUUGUAGAAAUGGAGCUAACCUACACUGGGGUAACUAAAUCAAUCUAACCAGCACAUUCAGAACCGCUGGCAUCAUCCUCUUACCAUUUUUCAGAUGAAUGGUAUUAACUGUCCAACUUCUUUUUACUAUGUUUUAGUGCCUGGAACAGUUUCAGUAUCCAGUAGCUGCCUGCUACCUAUUGUCUUCUGAAACCAAGGAUCACUUGCCAAGAGUCUGAUUGGAGUUGCAUUGUCAUGACAGAACUGCGAGCUCGGAUGGCUCUUCAGAGCUCUGCUUCUGCAAUUUACUGUAGCUAUAUUAAGAUUAAAAUUGGACAGCUCAAGCACUGUCCUGAGUGACAGAGAUUUCUAAUCCUUUCAGUGUCCUGACUAUUUUAAGAUGGGAAAGCACUUCAGGCAGUAUUCGGACUAUAACCUAUUCUGCCUCUGUUCCAGAAAGCACUGAACGAUUCCAAAUAUUUGUCAGUGCUGUCAGAUGCAGACUCUCCAUACAGUCAGGGGAGAAGAGUGAACAUCUUGUUUUAAACCCCGUUGACUGUUUUUCUGAGUUGGUGUGAAUUGCUCACUGCUCUCCUGAACUCGGAUGCUUCAGUAGAAGUUUCUGUGUCUGUCUUGGGCACCGUAGUGUGUGGUCUUAAUGACAGCCCUCGAUGCCUCUGCACCAAAAUAGAGACGUUACCCAGAGCCGAGCACUGCAGUGGGGCUCUGCUGGAGACCUGCGCUGGGGCUGCAGGCACUGUUCUGCAGUCAGGGCUCAACCAGAGUUCCCAGCAAGUCGGAUGGAAAUUUGCCUGAGUGAAAACCAAAGGAUGGCCCCCAAAUUGCUUAAAGUUGUGCAGGACACUGCUGCCUGCCACACACACAGGGUUCAGGCUUUAGGAUUUUAUUAGAUUAGCAAGUCUGCCUCAGGACAGAGGUGAGGGUUGCAAAUGUGCUUGCUGAGGUCUCUGAAAAAUAUUCUAUCCUCAUCUGUGCCCAGCAGCAGCAUCCUUCGUUGGAGGAGCAGUCCAUUUCAUGCCAGUAACCCAACUGAACCUCUGGGAAUACUUUUUGGAUAUGGGUUAUCACUAGGUCCACCUUUGGAUUUACUGAGGGUCCGAGCUGUCAGGAUAACCACAAUUUAUUGGAAGUUAGAGUCUGAGACCACAGGGAGAGCCCUAAGCAAUGCUGAUACAAUUAGCAGUAGCGCAGAACAGGCUCAAACCAGUUAUUAAUUAGUGAAAGUUCUAAGUCUCUGUAACUUGAGUCAGUAACAACAGGGGUUUUUAUCUAAAUGAGGCAUUACCUUGCACUGCCAGAGAGUAGCCGACGUUGGCUGCUGCUUGGCCUGUGACUUGCCAGCAGAGGAAGGUGCCCUGGGCAGUCGCAGUAUUUGCUUCUCUUCAUGGCCUGUAAGUUCAUGGCCCUGAAGAACAUUUUCUUUUUCCUAGCAAUGCAGAGCCCCCUAAAAUACAAAUAAUUGUGCUAUGUUUUAUAUUGAAAACAGUAGGAAAGAUGCUCUGUAGUGGCUGCUCUCUUUUUAAUAGUUCUUCAUUUUCAGUAUGGGCUGCUCCUUGGGUUUCUGCUUGGCAUGGUAACAACUCUCAGUUCAGCUUCCAGUGCUGCUGUCUUUUCUUCUUGCGAGCUGCGGAGCUGUGCUAGCUUUCCUGCUGCUAAUGAGGAAGCUCAGGGUUAGUAAACGUAGGCUCCACUUACCACACUGUUUGCUGUCUGUCGUCACUGCUGUUACCCAUUAAUUUCCUUCUGAUUCCUUCACCUUCCCACAUGGCUGCCCACUCCCCUGAUCCGACGUCCACACAACAGGUUUGGAGAAGAGCUUCCCUGUUCCCAAGCAGUUUGAGAGGGUUGGGUUGGCCGACCAUCUAUUUAGUAUGCACAAAAAUAGUGAUUUUUAGAAAAUCAGGCAAACUGGAAGAAAGUGCAGACCCAACAGAUUUUGCUCAUAUAUGAGCAGAUAGUCUGUUAUGAGCAGACUAUAAUUUGCCUGAAAUGUAUAAUUUUAGCCCCCACACCUAGAGAGGCCGAGCUGAUAGGGACCAGCCGUGUUACGUAUUCAGGUUCACACAGCAUCACAGAGUUACUCCCAACCAUCUGACAGAGCUGAAAUGAAUGGGAGUGGGAUGUCUUUAAUCUCGGAGUGGGUUGGAAAACCCCAGGCUGCGUCAGUGUUUGCAUCGGUGACCCGGGGGAGCACCAGGCUGAUGGAUUGAGUAAGGGGAGGGGGGGGUCUCCAGGGGGCAUUUCAACACUGAAAUAUUGCACUGAGUUUAUCAAAUCCAUAUAAAAUCUGAGGUUUUGUGAUGACAGGGAUGUUAAUGCCUGGCUUGUUUUACGUUAAACUUCGCAAGUGACUGCGUAGCCUUACACUGCAAUAUAAACAAGCUGAAUUAAUAUGCAUAUAUUGUCUGUUACAAGAAAAGGGAAGUGCUAUUUAGUUGAGAGGAUUGACUGAAAUAUGAAUGGGAAUUAUACAGUUCGCACAGUGGAUAUAGCUGUCCUGUGACACUAUGACAGCAGGGUUUUAGUUUUUCAUCUUCUUUCUCCUGUUGGGUCAUUUGCAAAUAUUAAUAAUUAUCUGUGACAAAGGCGUUUUUAUGUUUGUAAUAAUUUGGCAAGACUACUGCAUACAUUAGUAUUUGGUAUUUGAUGUUGGUGCCACUGUUCUCGUUGUUGUUAAAGUGCCGGGCUUGGGGAGCGGGAGCGGGGCGUGCGUGAGGAGGCCGCAGCGCUCGUGGAUGCAGUCGCGCAAGGCUGACCCUGCCAAAACGGAAAAGGACUUCAUCAUCAUCUUCCGCGGGUCCAGGACGCGGGUCCCAGCGUUGGGCUGGGGGGGAGGAAGGGGGAAAAAGCCUCGUUGCGGUUGCUGCCUCCCUUCCCUCGGGGAGACAGCCUCCAGGCUUAGUGCUUUGUGCGUGAGAUGGCAAGUAUCAGCACAGGCUUCGUUCAUUUCCCUGCAGCCACUACUGCUGCGAGGCGGGUUGCAGGCGGCACGGGAAUACCCGCCCUGCUUCCCCCAGCAGCGCCUUUCACGUGGCCGAGGAGGACUGCCACAGAGCAGGCGGCAGCCCCAGUACAGUCAGAAUAUUGUGUCAAUCAGCCUAUAAUUUUUGCAGUUUCUGUUUCAAGACAGAUGAAACUAAUAAAUAGAGGAAGCAAUUUAACUCUGUCCAAAGUUUUGACAAGCAAAAGCAAAUAUUUGCACAGAUGUGCUGGCUCCUGCCUUUUAGUUGGGAUCGCAAUGUGUUUGGAGCAAUUGGUGCCUGCCCGGAGAGUGGACCCGCUCCCGCAGCCCCGGUGCUGCUCCUGCCACUGCUCAGCCCCCAGCAGUGCUGCGGGAAGCUUCGUGCCGCGCCGGGGGACAGCGAUGGGUGCAGAGGGGGGAAGGGAAGUGCUGCAGCCAGGACGCCCAGAAGGUGUGACGCUGGUGGGCGCCUGCGUUAUUUGCGCUGGAGGGAUGUCUUCUGCACUGUGGUUUUAUCAAAGUCUCAUUUUACUUCCUCAAGGAUGAGGUUCUGACCUUUGUUUUAUGUUUGUGAUGUGACUUGUGCCACAGAGCAGCUACAGCUGUGGCACAAGGCGUAGAGGCACUGGUUUUCCUGGGUGCAGCAGAGAAGGCAGGUGGGACUUGGUCUCUGCAACACCAGCUUUUCCUUCCACAGUUUCUCUCCCCACCAGCUUCCCCCAUGUGAUUUCUCCACUUGUUAGAUCUGGACAGACUCAUUGCUCUGACUUCAUGUUACUACAUGAAGAAAAUACCACGAGCAAAUCCUUUUUUUCUGUAUGGGGAGCUUUUCCCUUCAGGCUCAGGCCUUCUUCAACCUUAGUCCCUCUGUCUGUAAAAGCUGAAAAAGCCCCAAACCCCGUGUUUUCCUUGGCAGAGGGUAUGUGCAGGUUUGUGUGACGUUGGGCUAGGUAACAAGAGCCUGGGCGCUGCCCUUGCUCUGUUACAGUGCUGCUCGGGGGCUUGGGGAAGGGGUGCUUGUGAAGGGGGUGCCUUGCUCUCCCCACCUGUAAAAGGGGAAGGGGACACCCUGUGCACCUCCCCAGGCAGGGACACGCUGUGGUCAGGGCUGGGAAGUGCUUUGGGAUCCUGUGAGGGACAGGGGCUGGAGCAGGGCCUGGGAAAUGCCUUGUUUAAUGGGCUGUGUGUCCUUAGCUUUGAGCCUUCUGUAGGGAGCGCAGACCCUGAUUUUCUGUGCCUGGCCAGAGUCUGCCCGGGGCGGUUGGUGGGGGGUGCCGUGCCCCCGGGCUGUGUCCAGCGCGCUCUGGACGUCCUGGAUUUGCAAUCAAAGCCAUGAUGCGAAAACGGAGUUGGCUCCCUCGCCCUGGCCCCUGCCUGCGCCUCUCCUGCGUGCCCCGAUCUUUCUGCUCCCGCACAUCACCUGUGCGGAGCAAGCCCGGCAGAGCCGCAGGGUGUCCCACAGGCGGGCGGCCGCGGGCUGCUGCUCCCCCCCCAGUACAAUGAUGUAUUUUCCAGAUAUAUUUGUUUUCUCUGCCUGUGAGAUUUACUAUACUAACGUCUCUUUUUCCCCUACAAAGUUUACCGUCUUCCACUGUGCAUUUUAGAAACAAGUACUUGAUAAGGUGGAAAAAAACAGCUUUUGAUUAUGCGAUGCACCUAACAGUUGGGGUUUUUUGAACUGCAUGAACAUACAGAGAAAGAAGAGGGUUUUACAUGUUGGAGACCAUCUUUGUAAACUAUCCUCAACCUGUAAGACUGUUCAAUUUUACUGGAGUUUGUAUGCAUUUUACUUUUGUAAUUUUUUAAAUGAUUUGAUAGAAUUUUAGGGCAAAUUCUAAUUUUUGUAUGCGAUAUUCUGAUGUGAUGUAUUUUUAUUUUUAAGAAAAUAAUGUUGAAACCACUAUAUAAUUGUAAAAAUAACACAUCCACCGUGUCUUUUCUUUUUAAAACUGGAAUAUGACCAUGAAGUGCGUGUUACUUUACGUACUGGUUGUUGCACAUUAAAGAGGUUACUCAGA
Molecule: messenger RNA, 8625 nt
Organism: Phalacrocorax carbo (great cormorant)
Lineage: Eukaryota; Metazoa; Chordata; Aves; Suliformes; Phalacrocoracidae
Source: RefSeq, a predicted model, not a curated record